GGAAAUGCUGCUCUCUCUCUGCAGCUUCACAUCAGCAGCUCAACACCCAGGACAGACUCAAAAAGACAGACAGACAGACAGGCUGCUGAACAAGUUAAACCUUGUACCAAACCUCCACGGCACGUUUGAGGUUUUUAUGUAAACGAAGAAGGCGUGUCUGAGGGACAAAAAAACCUCCCAGUUUUUCUCAUUUUACCGCUGGGAAUUAACCCGAGCAGGUUGUCUCACAUCGGUCUCUCUAAACUGGUGACAUGUCAAGGUCAGACUACCCUCCAGGGUACGAUGACUCCCGGGGCCCACUAUACCAGCCUCAGGGUGGAAAUUACCCACAACCCCCAGCAUAUGGCUUCCCUUCCUAUGGUGGUCCACAACCAGGCCAGCCAGCUGCACCUUACCCCACUGGUCCAAAUGCCCCCCUGUACCCAGGCCAGCCUGGACCAUACCCAGGCCAGCCCGGCCCGUACCCAGGACAGCCUGGCCCAUACCCAGGACAGCCUCAUCCUGGCGCUGGCUACCCACAACCCCCUCCUAUGCCGCCCGUCGUCCCACCGACCAUCCCGUCAGACGUCCUGAGCUCUGGUGACGAGUUUGCUGCGAGCGGUAGCGGCUGGGACAGUAUGAGCAUUCGACACACCUUCAUCAGGAAGGUGUAUAUGAUUUUAGCGGCUCAGCUCCUCCUCACCACAGCCAUCGUUGCUGUUUUCACAUUUGUCCAGCCUGUCAGAUACUUCGUGCAGAGAAACCAAGCCAUCUACUGGGCGUCAUAUGCAGUGUAUUUCAUCACCCACAUGGUGCUGGUCUGCUGUAAGGGGCCCAGGAGGAAACAUCCAUGGAACAUUAUUCUGCUGUUCAUCUUUACUCUGGCUUUGUCCUACAUGACAGGAUCCAUUUCCAGUUUCUAUGACACAAAAGCAGUGUUCCUUGCUCUGGGCAUCACCGCUGUCGUCUGCAUCGCUGUCACCGUCUUUUGCUUCCAGACAAAGGUGGACUUCACUAAGUGUCAGGGCCUUUUCUGUGUCCUGGGGAUCGUAGUUUUUGUGACUGGCAUCAUUUCUGCCAUUGUGCUAUCCUUCAAAUAUAUUCUGUGGCUUCACAUGCUUUAUGCAGCCAUAGGAGCCAUAGCCUUCACCUUGUUCCUGGCGUACCACACACAGCUACUGAUAGGAAACAGGAAACACUCUAUCAGUCCAGAGGAGUACGUCUUUGCGGCGCUGUCUAUCUACGUCGACAUCGUCCAGAUCUUCCUCUUCCUGCUGCAGAUCAUUGGAGCUUCAACCAAAUAAAGCCACCAAAGUGACCGCAAUGACCUGAGGUCGAUGGGCACAGAAUCGUUCCCUGUUUUUAAAAGCUUCGCUUUGUUUGGGGUCAGAAUCAGAAUACAUUUAUAAGCACUCCAGGUUAAUAUCUAAGGGCUGAAGGAUAUUCUGUCAGAGUGUAGGUCAAUCCUAUGCACAAACCAAUGCACUUUUUCUGAAGUCAAUAUUUGUCUAUAUCUGCAUUUGCAGCUUACCAGUGGUUAUUAAGGAAUAUUACUAAUGCUAUAAUAUACAUAAUGCUAAUAUCUAUCAUCACUGGAACGUAGCAUUUAUUCACUCUGAAAGUGUCUGAACAUUUUCUUCUGCAUGUAAACAUACUGAAACAUAAACCAGGUCCUGUAUUCAUGUUGAACAUGUGAGCAGUUCUGUUCACUCUGGUGCAAAAUUUACCAGUAGGGUCGGGUGGGCUCUAAAACUAUGAGUGGUUUACAUUACCAGGGCUAAUCGAGAUAUCCAUACUGGUGGAUUUUUUUAAUUCUAUUUUUUACAAGCUGCUUGUGUUCUGUCACUUCAGAGCGUGGAAAUGUUUGAUUUAUUAGAGCAAGAAUCUUUAAUAUUUGUCUCUAUAUAUGAGGCAUUUCCUUUAAAUUUUAAUUGGUGGUUUCUUAAAGAAAUACAGUGCUGUGCAAAAGCCUCAGGCCAUUAUUUGUAGUUGUUGUUUUAUCUGUUUUAUUUUAGGUCAUUCUGCUGUCUGAAUGGUUUUAUUAAUGGGCAUGACAACAAAAAUUGAAUGGAGAUUGUGUGGACAAAGAAAGAAAGAAAAGAAAGAUGGCUUCAAGAUUACAGAAUAAAACUAAAAGAGUCAAUCUAAAACAGUUCAGGAUGUGGUAAAUGCAAAGGGAAGCCACACUUGAGUACUGAAUUUUCUGCUAAAGAUUGUCCUUUUUAAUUUUGUUAAAUAUUUCCUAUACUGAUAAUUGUAUCUUAUAUGCAGAUUAUUGUAUUGUAUUGUAGAGCAAUUGCUUAAUAUAAAUACACAAAACAAAGCAAAUAGUGCCUAGAGACCUGCACAAUACUGUAGUUGUACACUACAAUUUUUUCACAGUAUAUCGGUCAAACAUAGCAAGAAAAAGCGUGAUUCUCUGUAUGUUAUACUAGUUGGUUAUAAAUAUAUCAACUCCAAUAUUAUGCAUGUUUUCAAGAAAAACUUGGUUAGUUUUGGAAAAUAGUUCUAUAUUCAAAACCCAACGUUGUGUAAUGAAGAGUGUUAAUGUGGCUAAACCCUGAUGGUAUUUAUGAUUGUCUGUAUACCCAAACAAAAUGUGUAUUAUUCUUUAGUUACUGCUCUGCCCACCCCUGAUAUACCGCUCAGCCUCAGAUCUGUCAGGUGUUCAUCUAAAGCCUUUACUUAUAGUCUUAAUUAGAAGUGUUGCUAUGGUAACCAUAUACAUCCUCAAUCACUUCGGUGCCUUCUUAAUGUUCCUGGGAAUUUUUUACUUUAUUACAGGUGCAGUACUUCUUUAGCUUUUAUAUUAUUGUUACAAACCGUUUUCAUGUGUUUCAGUCACAUUUAGGUCAAAACUGUCAGCAGGAUGAAGUUUUUUUCCAAACAGGAUAUCACGGUAAACUCUGGGAUCAAAUUAAUGGAACAUUCCUGAAUGUCAGAGUUUUUUAAGCUGAAGUGGAGCUGCCCGACAGCUUCACACAACCGUUCCUCAAUACAUGUUCAUAUUUAAGUUACAAAAACGUCAAACAACAAAGGCAAACACUUUGAAUGUGCAGUGACGAUGAUCAGUGUGUAAAUACACAUAUCAAUGAUGAGGACGAUCUGUUUGCCUUUUAUAUCAAAUAAAGAUUUGUAUUUGUGAGUUUA
Molecule: messenger RNA, 3129 nt
Organism: Cheilinus undulatus (humphead wrasse)
Lineage: Eukaryota; Metazoa; Chordata; Actinopteri; Labriformes; Labridae
Gene: tmbim1a
Product: transmembrane BAX inhibitor motif containing 1a
Exons: 12
Coding region: 252-1283 (343 amino acids)
Biological process (GO): negative regulation of apoptotic signaling pathway
Cellular component (GO): Golgi apparatus; membrane; endoplasmic reticulum
Source: RefSeq, a predicted model, not a curated record